Molecule: messenger RNA, 2634 nt
Organism: Nezara viridula (southern green stink bug)
Lineage: Eukaryota; Metazoa; Arthropoda; Insecta; Hemiptera; Pentatomidae
Source: the annotation of a GenBank genome assembly
AUGUGUGGUAGUGUUGAAAUAAGAACAGUUUAUGUCGGUGCAAGGCAAGGAAAAGCUGUGAUAAUAUCUCGUUUAAGUUCGGAAAGAACUGGCACUAGGUUUCAUGUGCGUGGUGUUAAUGAUGAAGGACAUGUUGCUAAUUUUGUAGAAACUGAACAAGCUAUAUACAUGGAAGAUUCAGUAGCCUCGUACAUUCAGAUUAGAGGUUCAGUUCCUCUUUUCUGGGAACAAACAGGUGUUCAGGUAGGCCAACACAAAGUUAAAAUGUCACGUGGAGCUGCUGCAUCUGAAGCAGCUUUUAACAGGCACAUUUACCUUUUAAAAGAGAGAUAUGGUCAUCAGACAAUUGUUAACUUGCUUGGAACAAGCCAGGUAGGUAGUAAAGAAUCUGAAGGUAUGCUUUCUAAUCUUUUUGUACAACAGCUUAAAAUGUCCGGUCAUAAUGAUAUAGAACAUAUUAUUUUUGAUUACCAUCAAGAAAUUAAGGCUAAUCCACAGAACAUAAAUAAAUUAAAAGAUAAACUAGAAUCAUACUUUAAAUCAUAUGGUAUAUUUUAUAUGAAGGCGAACGAAGUAUGGUGUGAACAAAAUGGCACUAUUAGAACAAAUUGUUUAGAUUGCUUGGAUCGUACAAAUUGUGUGCAAACAUUAAUAGGACUGCAAGUUCUAGGUAAGCAAUUAGAAAUGUUAGACUUAAAUGAAAAACAACAAUCAGUGACACGUUUUGAAGAGGUAUUCAAACAAAUGUGGGUAGAUAAUGGAAAUGAAGUAAGUAAAAUAUAUGCUGGGACUGGAGCCAUUCAAGGGGGUUCAAAAUUUAUGGAUGGAGCUAGAUCUGCAGCAAGAACGAUACAGAACAAUCUUUUGGACACUAGUAAACAAGAGGCCAUUGAUGUGCUCCUUCUUGGUAAAGGAUUAAAUAGUAAUUUGGCAGAAAGAGGAAGAACUCUAUUAAGUGCAAAUAUGCAGCAUUUACCAAAUAAUAUCAUGUCAGAACUUUGUGAUCGUUUUUUUGAUUUUGCUGAGAAAAUGCCUAUUAGAGUAGGAAUCGGUACAUAUAAUGUAAAUGGGGGUAAGCAUUUUAGAAGUGUAGUGUAUAAAGAUGUUUCAUUAGCAGAUUGGUUACUUGAUGCACAUGUAAAUAGCUGUGAUUCAGACAUUCCUGUUGACCUGUAUGCAAUUGGAUUUGAAGAAAUUGUUGACCUCAAUGCAAGUAACAUAAUGGCUGUGAGUUCUGAAAACGCUAAAGCAUGGGCAGAAGAACUUCAAAAAGUUAUUUCUCGAGAUAGACGCUAUGUGUUAGUUACUUAUAUACAACUUGUUGGAGUUUGUCUUUUUGUUUUUGUAAGAUAUGAAUUGUCUCCUUACCUAAGAGACAUCGCUAUAGAUUCAGUAAAAACAGGCUUUGGUGGAGCUACUGGUAACAAAGGUGGAGUGGCAAUAAGAUGCACCUUAUAUAAUACUUCAAUAACUUUUAUAUGUGCACAUUUUGCAGCUGGACAGUCACAAGUUAAUGAAAGAAACUCAGAUUACAAUGAAAUCAGCAAAAAAGUAACUUUUCCUCUAGGAUCUAACUUGAAAUCACAAGAUUAUAUAAUAUGGUGCGGAGAUUUUAACUACCGUGUAGAUAUGGACAAAGAGGAACUAAAAGAACUCUUAAAAGAAAAUAAAUUGGAAUAUAUUUUACAAUAUGAUCAAUUGAGGGUACAAAAAGAUGCAGGAAAUACUUUUCAUAAUUACAAUGAAGGAGAAAUAACUUUUCCCCCAACUUAUAAAUAUGAUUUGUUUUCUGAUGACUACGAUACGAGUGAAAAAUGUCGAGCUCCAGCCUGGACAGAUAGGGUAUUAUGGAAAAGAAGGUGUCAUACUGAAGAUCUACCUGAUGAUUGGAAUCCUGGAAAACUUGUCUUUUAUGGGAGAGCUGAACUGAAACAAAGUGACCACAGGCCUAUUAUAGCUGUAAUAGACCUAGAUGUACAUAAAGUUGAUGAAGUAAAACGGAUGGAUAUUUUUAAAGAAGUUAUAAAAAGCUCUGGACCACCUGAUUGUACUGUUGUAGUCCACUCAAUUAAUAAGAGUUUAUAUGCUGAUGAAGGUUUUAAAACAUGUCUUUUAGAAAAUUUAUCACAGUACGGAGAAGUGGUAAUAGUUCGGCAAGUGGAAGAUUUAAUUUAUGUAGUAUUCAAAGAUGGUUAUGCAGCAAUGCUGGCUGGACAAAGUGGACAAACAUUAGUUGAGGGGAUUCUCUAUAAAGUAAGUUAUAGAACAUCGGAUUGGAUUGGUAGAAUAAUGGAGGAAAUGAAGCUAUGUGAAAAUAACACUAUAUCACUGUGUCAGUACGAUGGAAAUCCAGACGAAGAUAAAACAUUAUCAACUAGUCCACAAGAAAAGCAACCACCUUCAAGACCACCAGCGCCAAAUGUUAAACCCAAAACAGCUGUCAUUAGUGUCCCUAUCUCACCCAAAAGACAAUCUAAACCAUUAAGAGAACUGUCGAGUGAUUCAAGCGGAGAUGAAUAUAGAGGUUCAGCACCCCCAUCAGCUCCACCUCCACCAUUGCCAGGAACAGGUCCUCCACCUCCAAUUCCUCCAAGAACUAAUGUACCUCCUCCAGUUCCAACAAGGCCUAAGUAA